AUGGCGCCCGCACAGCCUGAGCUGAAGAAGUACCUCGACAAGCGACUGUUUGUGCAGUUGAACGGCAGCCGCAAGGUCAUCGGUGUCCUCCGUGGCUACGAUGUCUUCCUGAACAUUGUCAUGGACGAGGCGGUGGAAGAGAAGGACGGUGGAGAGAAGGUCAGACUCGGCAUGGUUGUCAUCCGUGGUAACUCGGUGGUGAUGCUCGAGGCACUGGAACGAAUCGGCGGCGACGAGCGACAAGGCAGAUAA
This is a messenger RNA of Fusarium keratoplasticum, 252 nucleotides long. Its product is annotated as Small nuclear ribonucleoprotein G. Gene Ontology annotation, biological process: mRNA splicing, via spliceosome; spliceosomal snRNP assembly. Gene Ontology annotation, cellular component: U2 snRNP; U5 snRNP; P granule. Gene Ontology annotation, molecular function: RNA binding. The record is from RefSeq and is a predicted model, not a curated record. Bases 1 to 252 code for a protein of 83 amino acids. Lineage: Eukaryota; Fungi; Ascomycota; Sordariomycetes; Hypocreales; Nectriaceae. The transcript has 4 exons.